AUGGCGCCCCUCGCACACGCAUCCCGCACCUGCCUGCGGCAGCUGGCGCGAAGCAGCCCUUCCGCGACGACGGCUGCGCGCGCCCUCAGCACCUCGGCCGCCCGAAACGACACGACGGCCUCGAGCUACUCUAGCCCCUUCAAGGGCGCCCAGGCUGGCAACAAGAUCCCCGACUUCAGCAAGUACAUGAGCAAGGGUUCCGCCAGCAACAACCAGCUCUUCGGAUACUUCAUGGUCGGCACCAUGGGCGCCAUCACCGCCGCCGGUGCCAAGUCUACUGUCCAGGAGUUCCUCGUCAACAUGUCCGCCUCAGCCGACGUCUUGGCCAUGGCCAAGGUCGAGGUCGACCUCUCCACCAUCCCCGAGGGCAAGAACGUUAUCAUCAAGUGGAGAGGCAAGCCCGUCUUCAUCCGCCACCGCACCCAGGCCGAGAUCGACGAGGCCAACAAGGUCUCCGUUUCCUCCCUCCGUGACCCCCAGGCCGACGAGGACCGUGUCAAGACCCCCGAGUGGCUCAUCAUGCUGGGUGUCUGCACGCACUUGGGUUGUGUUCCCAUCGGCGAGGCCGGCGACUUCGGCGGUUGGUUCUGCCCCUGCCACGGAUCCCACUACGACAUUUCCGGCCGCAUCAGAAAAGGACCUGCUCCCCUCAACCUCGAGAUCCCCGAAUACGACUUCCCUGAGGAUGGCAAGCUGGUCAUUGGUUAA
Colletotrichum higginsianum IMI 349063 is the source of this 708-nucleotide messenger RNA. RefSeq names its product Cytochrome b-c1 complex subunit Rieske, mitochondrial. Gene Ontology annotation, cellular component: membrane. NCBI's taxonomy places the organism in Eukaryota, Fungi, Ascomycota, Sordariomycetes, Glomerellales, Glomerellaceae. Gene Ontology annotation, molecular function: 2 iron, 2 sulfur cluster binding; quinol-cytochrome-c reductase activity. Gene Ontology annotation, biological process: mitochondrial electron transport, ubiquinol to cytochrome c. The record is from RefSeq and is a predicted model, not a curated record. The transcript is spliced from 4 exons. Bases 1 to 708 code for a protein of 235 amino acids.